Sycon ciliatum is the source of this 1860-nucleotide messenger RNA. RefSeq lists its product as uncharacterized. The transcript has 2 exons. NCBI's taxonomy places the organism in Eukaryota, Metazoa, Porifera, Calcarea, Leucosolenida, Sycettidae. Bases 1 to 1860 code for a protein of 619 amino acids. The record is from RefSeq and is a predicted model, not a curated record.
AUGCACCAUCUCGACAGAAAGUGCAAUUACAACUGCUCCUGUACAAAUGGAACACCUUGCCAAAAGCGCGGCGGUGUAGUGAUUUACAGCAGGUUGCAACUUGGGUUUAAGCGGAUGUUGAUUCAGCACAUCGACCUGGAAAUGGUUUGGUUGCGUUCCAAAAAACGAGAAGCAGGUGAAUCAUUCCUCAUUGGCUGUCUCUACAGGCCACCGUCCGCACCGGCGGCUUUUUGGCAAUCUUUACAGCAAGUCAUGUAUGACAUUCAGGGCGAAGAUCUCAUUCUGAUGGGCGACUUAAAUAUUGAUUUCUUGUCCCCUCAAACGCAUCAUUUUGACAAUUUGAACACAUACCUGCUACUUCCCCUUGAUCUGAAGAAUAUGAUUACGCACCCUACAAGGAUCACACCUACAUCUAAAACACUUCUCGACUGUGUACUAACGAACAUGGAUUGUGUUGAGCACGGAAGCGUUCACUCCUGUGAGUUCACCGAUCAUGAGUUUGUUCACACCAGUAUUAUUUUUCCGAAGUCAAUUCCAACACAAGGACAAAUAUAUCGAAGCCGCCGCCGUGACUACAGUAAGGCCUCUGCCUCUGAUCUCUCUCAUUUAUUGUCAAUUUCUGAUCUCGGAUCCUUCUCGUCCCCGUCGGUCGAUGUAAUGCUAGAAGAGUGGCAAGGAAAAUUUGAAGACGCCUUGGAUGUGGUUGCACCCUACAUAAUAUCACGGAGACAAUCCCCUGGAAAAAGGAAGAAGUGCCCAUUCAUGACACCGGAAUUACUAGCUCUCAUUAGGCGACGUAAAACCGUCUACAGAAAGUACCGCUCGUCUGACUGCAGUAGUACGGUUCUACAGAAGGAGUUCAAAGUUUUGCGCAGCAAAUGCAAUAACCUUUAUCGCCAACUGCGAAAUGCCCACUUGUGCUCCAUCUGUGACGAUUACCGGCGAGAUCCUAGGCGUCUUUGUAGCACCAUCAACUCAGUCACCCUGCGCACAAACCCAAGAACUGAGCCUCUCGUCCAGGCAGAUACCUUGAACAGGUAUUUCCAUAGUAUUGUGUCAGAUCCGAACCCGGCUUAUGUUGUUCCAAGUGGUACCUCAAGAUCGUGUGACUUGCACGAGUUUCGCCCUAUUUCUGAGGAUGAGGUACUUCGGCACCUUCAGAAACUCGACGGUACGAAAGCGCCUGGGCCAGAUGGUCUCCUCCCGAGCAUCCUGAAGGCCGUUGCACCAGUCAUCGCCUUCUCCCUCACCCUGAUAUUUAAUACCUCUUUGUGCACUGCUGUGUUCCCGACACAAUUCAAGUUGGCUAAUGACACGCCGAUAUUGAAAUCCCGUAUGGGCGAUCCUACUUCUCCUUCGAACUAUCGUCCUGUGUCACUCACGUCGAUUCUGGCUAAGAGUCUGGAACGCCUGGUUCUAAAUCAGUUAAGAGACAGUUUGACCAUCGAAAAUCACCUCCACGAUCACCAAUUUGAGUUCCGACCAGCUCGUUCCACGACACAACUGCUCACACUUGCUGUAAAUGAUUGGAAACUGGCCCAGGAUCGCGGAGAGACUACCAGUGUAGCCUUUGUCGAUCUCAGCAAGGCGUUUGAUCGCGUCCAGCAUCAACAGUUACUCGUUGCGCUCCAUGGCAUGGGUGUUCAUGCAAGCGCCCUGCGUUGGUUUGCGUCGUACCUUGCCGGGAGAUCUCAGCGUGUCGUCACGCAAGCCAGCCAGUCUUUAAGUCUUGCAGUGUCUCGAGGAGUUCCUCAGGGAAGUAUUUUAGGCCCUACCCUCUUUAAUGUCUACCUGAGGGACCUUCCCCGGCUUGCGGAGACAAACGGAGAGCAGCAGCAGCCUGCAGGUCUUAUUCGAUAG